AUGGGCGCGUACGGACGCUCGUCGCCGAAGCUUGAGGGGCCUUUUCGGAAUUUCGAAAUGCGAGGAGCACAAGCCAAAGCAGUCCCCGCCGGCGAUGACCCGCUGCCGGGCGAUCCUCGCCGGAACCCUAGCUGCGCCUCUCCUCGUCGUCCUCCUCCUGCUCGGGCCCUCGACGACCCCCGCGCCGCCGAGCGAUCUGCCCUACUCCAGUUCAAGGCCUCCGUCUCCUCCGACCCCGAUGGACUCCUCGGCCUCUGGUCCGCCGGAGGAGGCGGCGGAGACCACUGCUCAUGGCCUGGGGUCGCGUGCGACGCCGGCUCCCGGGUUGUGUCCCUCAGCAUCUCCGCCGAGGGCGGCGGCUCCUUCGCCUCAUGCCCCGGACCCUUCCCCUCUCGCCGGAGCCGCCCCGAUUCCGGCCGGAGACUCGCCGGGAAGCUGAGCCCCGCCCUCGGAUCGCUGCCGCAGCUUCGCGUCCUCGCUCUCCCCUUCCACGCCUUCUCCGGCGAGGUCCCCGCCGAGAUCUGGGCUCUGGAGAACCUCGAAGUGCUCGAUCUUGAAGGGAACGGCGGGCUCUCCGGCUCCCUUCCCUCCGUCUUUCCCCGCCGCCUGCGGGUCCUCAAUUUGGCUUCCAACCUUAUCCAAGGUGAGAUCCCCGCCUCGCUCUCGAAAACCCUAGGUUUAGAAACCCUAGACCUCUCCUUCAACCAGCUCAACGGCUCCAUCCCGGCGUUUCUCGGCACCCUCCCUAUGCUUAAGCAGCUCUAUCUCUCUUUCAAUCGGCUCAGCGGGUCGAUCCCUGACGAUCUCGGAGCCAAUUGCGCAACACUUGAGUACUUGGACCUAUCCGGGAACCUUCUCGUUGGUAGCAUUCCUCUUAGCUUGGGAAAUUGCACUAAUCUUCGAUCGCUACUGCUCUUCUCCAACCUAUUGGACGAUGUUCUCCCUUCCAGUCUAGGACAGCUGGAAAAGCUUCAAAUUUUUGAUGUUUCAAGGAACAGCCUAAGUGGCCCUGUACCUCCCGAGCUCGGAGGGUGCAAGGAGUUGUCGGUUCUCGUUCUUUCGAACCCUUACAAUUCACCUGCAAUUUCCAAUAGUUCAACCAAUGUGGACGUUGAUGAUUUUAACUAUUACCAAGGUGGGAUCGCAGGGAUUACAGCUCUGCCGAAACUUAGGGUCCUCUGGGCCCCUAGGGCAAACCUGGAGGGAAAAAUUCCGAGCAAUUGGGGUGCUUGCAAGAGCUUGGAAAUGGUUAACUUGGGCGAGAAUCAUUUUACCGAAGGGAUUCCAAAAGCCCUAGGGAAAUGCAAGAAUCUUAAAUAUUUGAACUUGAGCUCGAACAAACUGACCGGAUCUAUCAGCGAGGAGCUUCCUAUUCCUUGUAUGGAUUUUUUCGAUGUUAGUGGAAAUCAUCUAUCUGGCUCCAUCCCGAGGUUUAGCCCUACGGCUUGCCCUUCCUCUAAGCUCCCAUUCGAUGACCUUGCCUCCACAUACUCUUCCUUCCUUGUGUGCAAAAUUCGUGCAGAAAUAUCAUCGUAUGCCGGUGAUGAUAUUAUGGUUUUUCAUAACUUUGGCCAGAAUAAUUUUACUGGAGCUCUGCCGUCUUUACCGCUGGCUGCUGAGAAAAUUGGAAAUCAAACUGCUUAUGCUUUUUUGGCUGAUGGAAAUAAUCUUGUUGGUCCAUUGAACAAUACUCUUUUAAGUAUGUGCAAUUUCUUAAAUGGUUUCAUCAUUGAUCUCAGCAACAACCUGAUUUCUGAUGAAAUUCCGGUAGAAAUCGGUGCCAUGUGCAAAUCUCUUUUGGUUUUUGCUGUUGCUGGUAAUCGAUUUACUGGGAUGAUUCCUCAAAGCAUUGGGCAAUUGGAUAACCUUGUCAGUCUUGACUUGAGCAGGAACAGUCUUAGCGGUGAGAUUCCUUCAAGUAUUGAGAAUUUGGCGCGUUUGCAGCAACUUUUAUUGGGUAAUAACUUUCUCAAGGGUAACAUUCCUGCUGGCUUAGACAGUUUGCAGUCGCUGAAAAUUUUGGAUCUCUCCUCGAACUUACUUUCAGGAAAAAUCCCUAGUGGCCUUGUGAACUUGAAAAAUCUCACCACACUUCUUCUCGACAACAACAGCCUUUCUGGAGAGAUUCCUUCUGGUUUUGCUCACGUGGCAUCUCUUACCAUGUUUAAUGUGUCAUUCAAUAAUUUAUCUGGGCCGCUUCCUUUAAAUGCCAGCACAAUAAGAUGCGAAAGUGUUCUUGGAAACCCUCUACUGCAGUCCUGUCAUGUAUUUUCCCUAUCUGUACCACCAUCGGACCGUCAGUCUUAUGGCAGCAAUUCACCAAACUACAGUGAUUCCAUGCCUCAAAGCUCUCCGAAUAAGAGUUCAAACAGUGGGUUAAGUUCCAUUGAGAUAGCCUCAGUAACAUCAGCGACUGCAAUAGUUGCUGUCCUCUUCGCCGUCAUUUUGCUUUUCAUAUACACAAGGAAGUGUGCACCUCGAUUUACAGUUCAGUCUAAUCGAAGAAGGGCGGUCACAGUAUUUACUGAUAUAGGGGUUCCAAUAACUUUUGAGAAUGUAGUUCGGGCCACAGGGAGUUUCAAUGCGAGCAACUGCAUUGGAAGUGGAGGAUUUGGAGCCACUUACAAGGCUGAGAUUUCGCCAGGUGUUUUGGUUGCUAUAAAGAGACUGUCUGUUGGACGGUUCCAAGGGCUUCAACAGUUCCAUGCUGAGAUCAAAACCCUAGCAAGAUUACGCCAUUCCAAUCUUGUCACCCUAAUUGGUUAUCAUCUUAGCGAAUCGGAGAUGUUUCUCAUAUAUAACUACUUACCUGGAGGAAAUCUUGAGAGAUUUAUACAGGAAAGGCACAAGAGAGCAGUAGACUGGAGGAUGCUUCAUAAAAUCGCAUUAGACAUUGCUAGGGCACUCGCUUACCUUCACGACGGCUGUGUGCCUCGAAUUCUUCACAGAGAUGUUAAACCAAGCAACAUUUUGUUGGACAAUGAUUUCAAUGCUUAUCUCUCUGACUUCGGAUUGGCAAGACUUCUGGGUAAUUCUGAAACCCACGCAACUACUGGUGUGGCUGGAACCUUUGGAUAUGUUGCUCCUGAGUAUGCAAUGACUUGUCGUGUUUCUGAUAAGGCCGAUGUCUAUAGCUACGGGGUGGUACUAAUGGAGUUGAUCUCAGACAAGAAAGCCUUGGACCCAUCGUUCUCACCGUAUGGGAAUGGUUUCAAUAUAGUUGCUUGGGCUUGCAUGUUGCUUCGCCAAGGCCGAGCUCGUGAGUUCUUUAUCGAGGGUCUGUGGGAUGUGGGGCCUCAUGACGAUUUGGUGGAGACCUUGCAUUUAGCUGUCAUGUGUACAGUUGACUCGCUUACUAUCCGGCCCACAAUGAAGCAGGUUGUCCAGCGGCUAAAGCAACUUCAACCUCCUACCUGCUAGCAGCAAAUUAAUGCUUUGCUAUUAACAGAUUCACUACUUAGAGAGGUACAGUAAGUUGUAACUUGUAGUCUUUGUGCCAAUAAUGAAUGCAUGAUUAACAAAAUUCACAGUUAGGAAGGUACAUUUAGCUGUAACUUAUGGUCUAUGGUACAAUUUUCAAAUUUAUAGACUUCGCCUUUGUGCUUUAGAUGUCAACUUUGUAUAAUAGAUCUUUUUUUUUUCCGUCUUCCAUUCCUGGGUGUUCAAUGUAACUGCAAAGGGAAAGAAAACAGAAAUGCAAAUGUAAAUUACUAGAUUGAUUUCAAAAUUGAUCCUUGUACUUGACUUUUCAUGUUGUA
Messenger RNA from Ananas comosus (pineapple), 3758 nucleotides. Its product is annotated as LRR receptor-like serine/threonine-protein kinase RPK2. Lineage: Eukaryota; Viridiplantae; Streptophyta; Magnoliopsida; Poales; Bromeliaceae. Gene Ontology annotation, molecular function: ATP binding; protein kinase activity; protein binding. The record is from RefSeq and is a predicted model, not a curated record. The coding region runs from base 1 to 3420 and encodes 1139 amino acids. The transcript is spliced from 2 exons. Gene Ontology annotation, biological process: protein phosphorylation. Gene Ontology annotation, cellular component: plasma membrane.